AUGGCGGACGGCAUAGAGGUUCCUGUCCAAGUUAAAAUUCACGUUCAAGAAAUCGUCAAGGUUGAGUUUGAGAUACAAAAUAAUGUUCAAAGUAUACGACAAUGCCAGGGGCCAUUAAGUCUACUGAACGACUUGAAUUUGAAAGUAAAACAAAAGAUCAAUUCUUUGAGGCAGAAAGUUGAGGUAAGCAAAAAUUAUUUUAUACGUACGACUCGUGAAUUUCUUUAUAUAUAUUUUGGCGAAAUUGGAAUGCUACGCUCUGGAUUUAAAUUCAGACGCUGUGUUUGAAAUUUUAACUUUGGAUAAUAACUGGUUCCCCAUACCUGAGAAAAAAUAAAAACCGGAAAGGGGACCUUCACUUCAUUCGUCGACGUCGUCGGGCCAGGACUAAUGAAAAAUUUAAUCAUAACAUUCAUGGUCAUUUUAAUUAAGAUUUCGCCUUUAAUGAUACUUGAUGAAAUUAAGAGAUAACAUUUAAAGAAAAAUUUGCCAAAAUUUCCGAAAAAAAGGAAAGGAUAUGGCUAUUUUCAAAAGCAGUUUUUUUCGUUUACCUACGGCGUGCAAAAAAAUAAUGUUAAUGAAUAACUUGAAUGUGUUAUUAAUAUAUGUCACAAUUUAUAUGUUAUCUUUAUAACUGAUUACAAUACGCAUGCAUAUAGGGUUGGGUGCUUAUUGGGUAACAGAGCAUCAAAGAUUGGAGACUUCCAGGGUUACAACACAGAAUUCUGCAGCUAAAUUAUGAUGGCCUGAGUCAUGCACUCUGUCUUCAGAUGUUAUUGAAAUUCUGUUCCUAUGUAAUUUUUUCCUGCUAUUUCAUUUAUUAUUGAAAACUCUACCAUAGGUCCUGGAGCAAGUGGCAUUUGAGCAAGACAAAGAAUCAGACAGAUUAGCAAUAUUAGCAGCCAUGCAGCAUCAUAGAAAAGAACUUCAAAGGUAUUAGAUAAUACAACAGUAAUUUGACAGGGAGAACCUCUGUUCAUGCUUACAAUGCUACGUUACUUUUACAAUGAAUGCUGUAGUAAGCCCAGACCACCCUCUCUAUUUGGCCCCCUCUUUAACACUAACAUCAGUAUGCAUUUUCUCCAUACUGUUCUCUAUACAUUUCCUAAUGUGCCAGCAAGGAUAAUUUGUUUAAUAAUCAUGAGGUUCUUCAGUUGAUUAUCAUUUCCUUUAUUCUCAUGACCUCAAUGUUUGAUUCAGGGGUGAUAUUGAAAGGAGAAAUUAGAUGCUAAUCACUCUUGGGGAUUAAAGGGUUAAAUAAGUCUCCCUUGCAAAAAAGUCUCCCUCUCCAACAAGAGCCCCUCUCUGAUGUCCCCUUCUCCAACUGGUCCCCCUCUCUUACAAGACUCUCCUCUUAAUCAAGCUCCCCUCUCUACUAACCCCCCUCCCUAUUUUGUCUCUCUUUAUAAUAAGCCCCCCUCUCUGUUAUAAACCCCCUCUCUCUAUAAGGUCCCUAUCUCUGAUAAGCUCCCUCUGAAAGCCCGCCUCUCUGAGAGCCCCCUCUCUGAAAGUCCCCCUCUCUGAAAGCCCCCCUCUCUGAAAGUUCCCUUUCUGAAAGCCCCCCUCUCUGUAAAGCUUCCCUUUCUGAAAGCCCCUCUCUGAAAGCCCCUUCCUGAAAGCCCCUCCUCUCUGAAAGCCCCCUCUCUGAAAGCCCCCCACUCUGAAAGCCUGCCACUCUGAAAGCCCCUCUCUAAUAGGUUUAAAUAAGCACCCUCUGUAUUAGGUCUCUCUCUCUAAAAAGCCCCAUCUCUAAUAAACCCACUUUCUAUCAUGUGGGUUUUGUAAUUUUCAGCCUGCAAGCAUCCAUUAGGAAAGCCAAUGUAGCCUCCAUGGCAAUAAUUGACAAAAGCGAAAAAGAAGAGUUGUUUGGAGGACAAGCUUCCAGUGUAAGAAACAGGUAGGUUGGAAAAAUAAAACACAUUACAAAAAUUGUUGAACCAUGAAAUGGGCUCUUUCUUAUUAUGAAUCACUUCCAAGGAAGCAAACUUACCUAAUUGUUAAUGAGCUAAACUUCAAGUCAAGAGGUCUGGGUUCAAGUCCUGGCUGGAUCAUUGCAUUUUGUUUUGUAAAGGUGAUUACAUGAUUUCAAGUGCAAUUUGGAAUGAAUAAGCAGAAGUAAACUUUUUCAAAGACUAGCAAAAUUGCACAAGCCCUACGUGCUCGUGCAAUUUGUGGUCUUCAAAAAAAUUUACAAGAGCUUAUUCAUUCCAAAUUGCGCAAGAAAAAUCAUGUGAUUACGUAUUAAUAAUAUACAUGAAAAAAUUUGAGAUAGCUUUUCAUAAUUAGGCCGAAGCAAAGUGAGCACAUCAAGUGCAAAAAUAAUUUAUUCAAACCCUGCAAGUGAAAUUGUGCAAUCAGUCAAAACAACCAUGUACCAUCAAAACAAUAAUGUACAAUGAUAUUUUCACAUCUUUAAGGCACAAAAAAGUUCAAAGUCUGGCUAAACAGUUCAAGGAAUUGUUCAGUCUGGUUUGUAACUUCUUUGCACUGAAUUAGCCCUCUUCUGCAUUAUAUUAAAAUAUUAAUUAGGGGAUAAGUUGAUCCAAUUCCAAAUUCUCCCAAGAAACAUGAUAAGAAUUGUAUGGCAGACAGUAAGGAGAAUUACCAGUGAGAUCUGGGAGUGAAAGGGCUGAUCGUCAAUUUACUUCUUGUAACUUAGUUUAUUCCAUAAUGAUUAUUAAGUGAUUCACUGCUCACCUCUGUGUUACUUUUCAGAACCUUCAACAAAGAAAAUUUAGCAAAGACUGCUAGUAACAUAACUCAAGAUUUGAUGAGUAUUGCUAGGAUGAUGGAUGGUCAAGUCAAACAGAGUGAAGCUGAUAUGCAGAUACUAGGUAAGAUCCACAAAGAGGGGCACUCAAAGUUUACUAUCAUUAACCCCUUAACUCACAGAAGUGAUUAACAUCUAACUUCUCCCUGCAAUAACUAUACAUUAUUCAGCAAACAGGUAAUGAGAAUACUCAGACAUAUCAUGUAGAAUUUGUUGGUUUGAUCUAAUACUGAACUCUUGUAACUAACAUCAAAGGAAAUAUGUAAUAGCUAGAGGGGAGAAUUGACUAUCAGAUCUUUGGAGUUGAAGGGUUCGUAAUUAUUAAGCUGUAGAUGAUGACCUUGCUUGAAUAGAUUUUUCUUGCUGUUGUACAGUUAUAAUCAUUGUGAUAUAGGUAAUCAUAAGAUCUUGACAAAUGUUGUGGUUAUUCAUUUUGGUGAAGAACAAUGAAAGAAAUUGUAUAAUGGUUAGUGGCAUGAUUGAAUCACCCUCUGUCAUUUUGAAUCGCUGUGUUUUGACAGCAUAAUGCUGAGAGUUGGCAAGGUCAAAUGGUUUUACAGACCUUAAUUUAACCAUACUCCAAAACAAUUUCAAGAUCAAUAUUAGUAUCUGAGCAACUGCACACUUACCUCCCCUGACCCAACAUUAACCCCAACUUGUCAUCAGUUAACUGUUGUUGGAUUAGGGGAAGGGUAGGCCCACAAUUUCUCAGAGGCUGACACUGUUCCCAUUUUUUUUGUGUUUACUGCACAAUUCAUCAGUGUUUUUGUCGUUGUAAAUUUUUUUCAGCACAAUCUUCUUCUCAAGUUAAGGACACACAAGAAGAAUACAAAGGUUUAUCAGGAGUAAUUCAGACAAGCAAGAAUCUUCUGAAUAAGUAUAACAGAAGAGAGGUGACAGACAGAUUAUUGAUUUUCUUUGGACUUGUGCUGUUCUUCUCUACAGUUCUGUACAUUUUAAAAAAGAGGCUCCCAAUUUUUGGGGGCUAA
This is a messenger RNA of Pocillopora meandrina, 3759 nucleotides long. NCBI's taxonomy places the organism in Eukaryota, Metazoa, Cnidaria, Anthozoa, Scleractinia, Pocilloporidae. The record is from the annotation of a GenBank genome assembly.